This is a messenger RNA of Phyllopteryx taeniolatus (common seadragon), 4229 nucleotides long. Its product is annotated as glutathione hydrolase 7. The transcript has 17 exons. Gene Ontology annotation, molecular function: glutathione gamma-glutamate hydrolase. The coding region runs from base 1026 to 3059 and encodes 677 amino acids. Gene Ontology annotation, biological process: glutathione catabolic process. Gene Ontology annotation, cellular component: plasma membrane. The record is from RefSeq and is a predicted model, not a curated record. Lineage: Eukaryota; Metazoa; Chordata; Actinopteri; Syngnathiformes; Syngnathidae.
CAUGAUUUGCAAAUCAUUGUAUUCUGUUUUAUUUAUGUCUAACACAACGUCCCAACUUCAUUGGAAUUGGGGUUUUACAAGAGGCUAGGCGAAGUAGCAGCUAUUUCGUCGUCGUGGUAUUUCAUUAAAUUCGUGCGGGCUGUGGUUUCCGUGCAUUCAGCCGAAACUCACACGGCAAGAGCGGCUUCAUUCUUUACUAUUUUGAAGCGUAAAAAUUAUUUUUUUUUUUUUUAAAUCAUUUGUAUUUGCAAGGGUCGUUAACACAGUCAAACCCGAAGAUUUAUUUUCACUUCACAGGGACUUUAAAAAAUCAAAAUGUUUGCAUAUCAUUUUGGGCGACUAUAGCAAAAACGUUCCUCAUGUGCUCUUAUCUAUCGACCGGUUAGCAGUUUGUUCAGGGGGGUUAAAACAAAACAAAACAAAAAUCAGCAACGAACAGAUCGACGCGGUGUUUUGUCUUCUGGGUGUCGUGGGAGGAUGAGAACGACACAAGAGGAUGUAAGCGACCGGAGCAGGUGAUCACUUGACAUUUUCCAUCCAGUUUGCUCGCUUAAGCUUGUUCUUCCCAGGACCUUGACACGACGCGCAGGACUCGCGGCUGCGUUGUGUUUCAGAAACAGAAAGGUGUGACGUUUAGCAAGACAAUUGCUGUACCUGCGUGUGACGGUCCCGGCGCUGCUUUGGCAGUCCUGUUGUUGACUGCUGGACAUGUACGGGCUUUACUUGUAAAGCAAUAACGUCAAUAGUAAGGUAUUGUUCCGAACCAGUUGUGCCGGUUGGGCACCUUCUUCUUCUCCCCCCACCCGUGGAAACCGAUUGUGACCGAGAAGGACGACGACCGCGCCACUUGAGCUCUUAAAAACGGGUUCCUGUUCGCGCAGUUGUCGCAAAAUGCACCAGCAUCGGAGCAACGCACCCAUUUGAUCAAAACAACUGGGGGCGUAGAAAGGUCAAACCUGUGACCUCAUUUGAUAGACAAAUAGCACAGGCUGAGUGUGUGGACCCCACGAUCAAGAAGAAUAGCCAUGCACAGUCCAUCCCCUGAAGUAGGGUCAGGGUACCCUGACGGGUUCGCGGUAACUAAAGAUGCCACUCCCGAGACAACGCUGGGCAGUGCCUAUUCUCCGGUGGACUACAUGAGCAUCACAAGCUUCCCCAGGCUGCCAGAGGACGAAGUGACGCAGGGGGACAACGUUGUCAAAUCUCGCAAAGAUGAUGACAACGUCUUGGGCGAGCAAGAGACGGACCCAGAUGUGUUUUUGAAGUCUGCACGUCUCCAGCGUCUUCCGUCCUUGGCGUCUGACCUGGCCUACCACGACGCCGUGUCCUUGAGGGAGACCACCCGAGACCCGUUUACGCAAGAUUGUGCUUGCCAGCGGGACGGAUUGACAGUCAUCAUCACAGCCUGUCUCACCUUUGCCACGGGCGUCACUGUUGCUCUCAUCAUGCAGAUCUACUUUGGAGACCCCCAGGUCUUUCACCAAGGAGCGGUGGUGACAGAUGUGGCACGGUGUACAUCCCUUGGGUUUGAAGUUUUGGGGAAGCAGGGGUCCAGUGUUGACGCUGCCAUCGCUGCUGCCUUCUGUUUGGGCAUUGUACACCCUCAUACCUCAGGUUUAGGAGGAGGGGGAGUUAUGUUGGUGCAUGAUAUCCGGAAAAACGAGACAAAGGUCAUUGACUUCCGAGAAACAGCGCCAGCUGCCAUUCGGGAAGAGUUACUUCAAACAAACCUUGAUCUCAAUCCUGGUCUGCUUGUUGGAGUACCAGGAAUGCUCAGUGGGAUGCAUCAGGCACACCAACUUUAUGGCAAAAUAACAUGGAAGGAAGUGAUUACCAUGGCAGCAGAUGUGGCCAGAAAUGGAUUUAAUGUCACUCAUGAGUUAGCUGAAGCGCUUGCUAAUGUUAAGGACGAGAACAUUUCGGAUGCAUUUCGGGAUCUUUUCCUCCCCAAUGGUCAGGCUCCCCUCUCUGGGUUGUUGAGCAGACGACUGGAUUUGGCCAGUUUCCUGGAUGCUGUCGCAGUUAAAGGGAUAUUAGAGUUCUACAGUGGAAACCUGACACAGGAAAUUGCUUCUACGGUGCAAGCAAGUGGUGGGGUGUUAACAGAAGAUGACUUUGGUAACUACAGCACAGUCCUACAGCAACCAGAACACAUAAACUAUCAGGGACACCAUGUGAUGGUGGCUCCACCGCCUCAUGCAGGUGUUGGCCUGAUCGCAGCACUCAAUAUCCUGGAAGGUUACAACAUUACCAACCAGGUGCCCAGGAACAACACGUAUCACUGGACUGCAGAGUCUGUGAAAAUCGCUCUGGCUCUGGUGAGUGGCCUAGGGGACCCCAUGUUUGACACUUCAGUCUCAGAGAUGGUCACCAAGAUGUUGAGCAAACAACAAGCAUCCUCGCUCCGCCAAAUGAUCAACGACUUUCAGGCCUUUCCUGCCAGCCAUUACGCGCCCUCGUUUAGUUUGGAGGACGGUGCAGCAGCUGCCCAGGUCAUGGUGAUGGGCCCAGAUGACCACAUUGUCUCAGUUGUAAGCUCCCUAAAUAAACCAUUUGGCAGUCGGAUAGUGACUCCUUCUGGAAUCCUGUUGAACAGCCAAAUAAUGGCCUUUUCUUGGCCUAACAAAACCCAAAGCUUCACACCUAAUCCUCAUAACAGCCUCCAGCCUGGGAAAAGGCCCUUGUCCUUCCUGAUGCCCACUGCAGUGAGGCCAUCUAAUGGGUUUUGCGGUACAUACAUUGCGGUUGGAUCCUCCAAUGGAGCGAAAGCUCUUAGUGGCAUCACACAGGUGCUGCUGAAUGUUUUGUCCUCACGUAAAAACAUGAGUGAUAGUUUAGCAUAUGGUAGACUCCACGCACAGCUGGAGCCAGACAUCCUACUCGUGGACUCUGAAUUUCUAGAUGAAGAUGUUGAGAUGCUACAGACCAAAGGUCACAAGAUUGAGAGAACAGAUGUUUUGUCAUUGGUGGAGGGGACCCGGAGAAGUAAUGACCUUAUUAUUGGAGUGGCGGACCCCCGUAGUGCUGAUGCCUCAGCCCUCACAAUGUCCAGGACUUAGCAGUUGUCCUAAAACACUGCUGCUGAUCAAUUUGGACACUGAACAAGUUGAAUAGCUCUGGACUGUUCCCAGCGAAACCAAACUACACAGAUGUGCAGUUUGAGAUCAUUUUGCACCUGUUGCGAGACAGAUUAUUUUAAGGCAACAGUCGAAGAGACCAUUGUUGGCACACAUAUCACAGUGGAAUAUCAUCUGUUCUUCCCCACACAAUGACAUUCAUCAAUGUCUGCUACGCGGAUACUACAAAGAAAAAUGCAUGUAUCCAAUUAGAUUCAGAGUAAUACAUUUCAUCUGAAAUUCAUCUCAGACUGCAGAAAAUAAAUGUGUAAUUUUGCAGAUAUGAAAAUCUUUGCAAACAGGCUUCUUUGAAACCGCAUGAGCCUCUCUCUCUCUCUCUCUCUUAUAUAUAUAUAUAUACACACACACACACACACACACCAUUGAUGCUGUCCAAUGCUCCUCCCUGUCUUUGACUAUUCUUUUUAAAAGUAUUUGACCCCUUGAGAUGCUAAAGAAGCUAAUAAUUAAGCCAAGCGGUUCAGAAUUGUUGCACCAUCGGUUGAACACACUAAAUACAACCCUACACUUCUGCUUGUUACAGUGCUGUGUAACAUUGGUUCGUUGUUUGACUCACAGAAUUAACAGAACAUUUUAAUUCAAACAAGUUACUGUAUGUAGAUGUACACUUUUUUUUUCAGUGUAUGCGACCAGAGAUGAUGUUAUUUAUAUUUUAAAAUUAUUUCAGGUUCCAUACUUGAAGUUAGAAUCAACACCUGUUGUAAAUUUGUUUCAAGUGGUUCUAUAUUAGUGUGCACUGGUGAUCAUCUUAAAUUGUGCAAUAUGGCUUUGUUGCUUGUUAUGUUCUGGAGAGUGCCACACACUCAUUUGAACAAUAGUUCAAUGUUUUUUGUGUGAUUUUAUUUUUUAUACAGAUAAACAAUCAAUCAUUCUGAUAAUAAUAAAAUUGCAUGUGUGUAAUUUACAUAUAUUUUACAUAUAGUUAAUGAUUCUGUAGUUUUCUGUUCUGAAGAUUCUUUGUGAACAUUCCUGAAAACUUGUGUACAGUAUGUUUUGUACAUUGACACAUUACUAUUAUUUCGUUUACAUUGAUGAUUUAGCACCUUUGAAUAAUAUCCAUAUAACAAUUAAAUGCUCAUGCAAACGGCCAAA